CUAAUGCUCAGCAUCUGACUUAAUGGAGUUUAUGUGAAUUGGAUAUAUUUGAGUUGGUAUAGUUGGCUUAUUGUUCAACUCUUGUAGCCAUUCAACCUAUCCAUAGGCCAUAACAGACCAAAGUGUUUUUUUUUUUUUUUUGGGGCCUCAACUCUGAUUCAACGUUGCUAAUUCAAAUCUCACUAAAGUUUUGGCACUAGCUGCAGCACUCUAAAUUUGUGCAAUUUACUUCUUUUUAGUAAAAUAGAGUGAUCCAUCAGUUGCUGUGUCAUGGUCCCAAUAAAUUGUUAAUUAAUUGCUUGCACUUUUCCAUCCAAGAUUAAGUGGUUUUAGAUUAUAUUUUAGAGGAUUUAAUAUUGUCUUUUCUCCAAUGUGAUCAUUAAUGGAUGUCAUGGCUGUUAUUUGUUUACCUGAUCAUUGGUACUAUGUUUUCUCCAUGUUGCCUGAGGGACUCUCUAACCUUAUGGCAGCAAGUUUGCUUGAAGAAUUGGCCAUUGGGGAUUUCUUUGUACAAGGAUGGGAUUAAUGGAGGUUAUAUGAAUGUAUAUUACCUGCUGGUUCCUCAAUAGGAUACAAUGCGGCUGUGCUGUGGAAUCGGAUCCUCUUAGAGUUGGCAGAAAGGAAUUCGCCUUUGUUUCAAUAAAUAUGAUUCAAAUAGAGGUUUGCUAUCAUUUUCACCUACUUUGAUAUUUCCGUUUGUACAAUUCAACCAUCUGUUCAAUUGAAACCCAGGACAUUUAAUUGUUUGAUAUAUAGUUGAAUUCAACUUUCUCCUGCAGAAGCCAAUAAUCUGCUUUUUGUGGAAUCCCUGGUUAGAGUUGUGUUUUAAACCAAUAUGCCUUCUACCGUCACCAAGUUUUUGGGUUUAUAUGACAAGACAGAGUUUCUCUUGGACUUAGCCGACGGUGCCCAUAAUUUCCUAUUGAACUGGCCACGGAGAUAUCCACCAAUCAAAACCCAAGAUUUCUUCAUGACCUGUUAUGUGAGACCAAACCAGAAGCCGAUUAUUAUUAUGAUUGUAGUGCCUUGCCAAGAUAUGCUUGGACCUGUUAUGUGAGACCAAACCAGCUCUACUUCAAAGCCAAACAAGUGUAGUCUUCAAAGGCUCCAUACUAACUUGCCUGAACCCUGUUGAGUGCAACAAUUACAUGAACAAAGUCUUUGAAGAAUAUACAACCCUGAGGAGU
Messenger RNA from Rubroshorea leprosula, 1187 nucleotides. Lineage: Eukaryota; Viridiplantae; Streptophyta; Magnoliopsida; Malvales; Dipterocarpaceae. The record is from the annotation of a GenBank genome assembly.